Physcomitrium patens is the source of this 1667-nucleotide messenger RNA. RefSeq lists its product as uncharacterized. The record is from RefSeq and is a predicted model, not a curated record. Gene Ontology annotation, cellular component: ESCRT-0 complex. Gene Ontology annotation, biological process: protein transport to vacuole involved in ubiquitin-dependent protein catabolic process via the multivesicular body sorting pathway; protein targeting to vacuole. NCBI's taxonomy places the organism in Eukaryota, Viridiplantae, Streptophyta, Bryopsida, Funariales, Funariaceae. Gene Ontology annotation, molecular function: ubiquitin binding; phosphatidylinositol-3-phosphate binding; metal ion binding.
CCAUAUCCAGACCAGGGCAUCGGCCGUCUGCCGAGCCUUGCAAAACCUUCACAACGGGAUCGUUUGCGCAGAACUGGAUUUACAAACGACGAACCGAGCUUUGAGAUUUGUUCAUCUCUUUGUAAUCAGGGCAUUUACGAGUGCUACAAGCCUUGCUGUGAUGUGUUGUGCAGAAGGUGAAUCAAAUGCGGAGCGGUGAAGUGUGAAUUUAGGAAUCAAGGUAGUGGCCGAGAGUCGAUGCAGCGGAGUGGAUUGGGGUGGAACAAGAGGUGCAGGAGGGCGUAGCUCAGAAGUUGCUAGGUGUGUUACCAGCGGUGGUGUGGUGUAGAGGAACCCUAAUCUGAGCGUGUUCCGAUCACAAGAAUUUUGUGAACAUGGAAGAUCCUCCGCCUUAUGAGGAAGUAUCGCACUGCAGGGUGUGCAAUUGCCAAUUCACUAUGCUCAAGCGCCGGCAUCAUUGCCGUGCCUGUGGGAGAAGCCUCUGCAAAGAACAUUCCUCAAACCAAAAGGCUCUUCCUCAAUUUGGAAUCUACACUCCUGUACGAGUUUGCGAUGACUGCCUCAAACCUCCCAAGCCUAAAGCGAGGUCAGUCACAACCAAAAAAGUUGAGGAACCUGUGGAAAAGACAAGUGCAUCGUUUAGUAAAAUGAAUCUUUCUUCGGCUGGUCGGGAAGAGGAUGACGUUGCUCCUGCUCCACCUCCAACUCCAGCUUUUAAGUGUGUUUGCGGUAUGCCGUUGUGUAUAUGCGAAGCUCCUGCUCCUACUCCAGCUCCCGCACCAGAGCUGCGUUCACCCUCACCAUCUCCCGCCACGCAACAAGUGAGGUUAAAGAGGCCAUCCCCAGCUCCCGCGAAGACAUCUUCUCUUGCGAGAACCUCCUCCUAUGGAAACACUAUGCCCAGUUUGUUUUUCCAAAAUGGAAAUUCUUCACAAGGAAGCAGUCGUUCUGCCUCUAAGUUGUACGAGCCUAAUGGGGAGGGAUUGAGGGAGGCCGUUAUGGCUGCAGAUAUUGCUGCAGUCAAAGAUUUACUAGCCCGGGUUGGUGUUUUAUGCUUGGAUUUCAUAAAUAAUCGAUUCCGAAAUGGCCUUAACCCUAACCAUGUUGAUAAACAAGGGAUGUCUUUGCUUCACUUGGCUGCAAUGUUCAACUUCACUGAGAUCACGUUUAUGCUGAUGGAUGCUGGUGCCAAUGUUUCUGCUAAAAAUUCGCAAGGAGAGAGCCCUGUAGACUGUGCUCAAACUACCUUGAGUUACAAAAUGCGACAGCGGAUUGAAGCUGCUAGUCUGAGCUAAAACUUGGUGCUCAAUAUCAAAGGCACCAGUGUGCUUACGAAGCGCUUCGUAGAAAGAUGGAGCUGCCAUUCUCUUGUUUUGGUUGUAAAAUGGGACCUUCUAUCGAGACUGAUGGUUUCUUCUGGAGGAGCAUUUGCCGGCACUGCCUUGUCAAAAGACAUUGCGGGGAUUUCUGGAGUGAUGCCCGGCGUCUGGUUGCUUGGUUAUGUUAGUUUCAAUCGAGGAAAAUAUAUUGUUAUCCAAUACUCAUGCAAGACUUCAGACUCUUACAGUACUGAAAAGACUUUUAUUUUAUGUUAUGAAGAUUGAAAGGCGACAUUCUUAAUUUGCCUGUGUCCUUGCCAUGAACACGGAUUCUUAUGAUUUCUACAA